Messenger RNA from Polyodon spathula (Mississippi paddlefish), 3287 nucleotides. RefSeq lists its product as uncharacterized. The transcript has 9 exons. Gene Ontology annotation, biological process: cell redox homeostasis. The record is from RefSeq and is a predicted model, not a curated record. The coding region runs from base 62 to 1276 and encodes 404 amino acids. NCBI's taxonomy places the organism in Eukaryota, Metazoa, Chordata, Actinopteri, Acipenseriformes, Polyodontidae. Gene Ontology annotation, molecular function: electron transfer activity.
GUUCUGCUCUGUGUAUUUGGAGGACGAUAGGACCCAGAGGAAUCCCGAACGUAACAAUGUCAUGCAGGAACUGCAAUGUAAGCUCGAUGCCGUGCACAGCAACCACAGCUUAUGGUACAGAACUGAUGCCUCACAGAUGGAAACAGAAUCAGAAAGCUCAGGGAGGCUGGCAGGCAGAGUGACAGUGUAUACGAUCGUGGGCUGCGCGCACUGUCUGCGAGCUAAAUCCCGUCUAAAGGAGUUGGGUCUCCCGUUCUGCGAGGUGGAUGUGAACGAGCACAGUGCUGUGGGGCAGAAGAUCAGAGAGCUCACUGGUAGCAGCAGCGUACCGCAGAUAUAUUUUAAUAACAUACACGUCGGAGGCAACGACGACUUCCAGAAACUGCCACCAGAGGAGCUCCAGAGGCUGAUAAAUAUAGUAAAAGUAGAUCCUUUGUUAUUAGACGCACCUCCACUGCAGGUCGAAGGAAGCAAAGAGCAUGAAGGAGACCACAAAGAAGGGGCUGCUGAACUGUCCGAAGCAUUGCGACGCUUGAUUCUUAAGAUGUAUGCAGACCACCUCUCAGCUGAUGGCAAGUUUGUAGAUUAUAAGGCCAUGGCCAAAAGCCAGGCGUUUGAGAAGUAUUGCGAACUGGCUAUUCAGCUGCAACGCGUAGAACUGGAGAUUAUGAGCAGGGAGGAGAAGCUGGCUUUCUUUAUUAACAUCUACAACACCCUGGUCAUCCACGGACACAUGAAGAUGGGCUCUCCGAAGAACAUGUGGCAGAGGUACAGAUUUUUUAAUUAUGUAAGUUACCUGAUUGGAGGAGCAGUGUUUACACUUCAAGACAUUGAAAAUGGGAUUCUUCGAGGGAACAGGAAAGGUGUUGCCCAGUUGAUGAGACCAUUCUCUAAGGGAGAUCCUCGCCUUCAGAUUGCUCUCCCCGAUGCCGAACCGCUAAUUCACUUUGCUUUAAACUGUGGUGCAAAGGGGUGCCCUCCUAUUAAAACCUAUACAGCUAAGAAUAUUGACAAUGAGCUCAGGACAGCAGCAGAGGCUUUUCUGGAAAACGACGGUGGCUGCCAAAUAAAUACUGCAAAGGGAGAAGUCCAGCUGAGUCAGAUCUUCAAAUGGUACAAGGUCGAUUUCGGGGACACAGAUGAGAAGUUGUUACAGUGGAUCUUGAAUCACAUGGGAAAUUCUCCAAAGAAAAAGGAACUGGAUGCCCUUCUACAGGCAGCUAGCUACACAGUUGUCUAUCUACCGUACGACUGGUCUACUAACGGAAAGGACUGAAAAGAAACACAGCAUGUAACAUCAGCUCUGAAUGCAGAUAUAUGGCCAACAACUAUAUUCCUCGUGCAUGGUAGCGUUGGGUGGCAGCAGAACACUCUGAGAAGCAUAAGGAAGAACAAUUAAGAAAAACAAAACAAAACAAAAAAACACCUGGCAAGCCAUACAGACUGUAGAAUAUGCACACAGAUAUAAAACUCCUGAAUUCAGGGUCAGUGUUCUAUUUUGUUAAGACAACAAAUCUAUUUUUAGGGAUUCUGUAUGUGAAAUAAAUAUAUAACUCUUUCACUCUUCAAAAUACUGUAACUGCAACACAAAUCGCCUCUUUAGACCAUUCUAUCAGUAGCUAGCGGGCCUGCUUUCCAGAUGCCAUCAAGAUGAUGUCAAACCUCUUUUAAACUCGCCCCCUUCCUUGUUUGUUUAUGGUCUUUUUGACUCAGGAAAGAACUUUCUAAUGCGUUUGUCUUCGGUCAGCAGGUUUAAAAAACAAAAGCAAAAGUUUGUCUUGCUUUGGCAAAUGCGUUACUUCCAGGGUCACUGUAGAAAAAUAUAAUUCUUCUGGCACAGAUAAGGAAGGUACUUGGUUAAAAGUGAUACUAGUGCUACUGCAAGCAUGUUCAUUGGCAUGUAUUUAUUGGUUUCAUCUGUGCCCAUUGCACGUUUUAUUAUGUCGAGCACCCUGUUCGGAUCUUUAGCCUGUUCCAUGAUAGUGCCUUCUUAUUGAUCUGCAUGACAGCUAAUACCUCAAUGAUAUAACCCUAAACUGAUAUAACUACUUUAGUUUGCUAGACCAGUGUUGUUAGAGUCUACAUUGUAUGGAGGAUUUGUUGGAUGUUUCUGUGUUGAUGCAUUUAAUUACUUUUAGAGAAAGAUUUGUACACUUUUCAAGUUUUACGUAUAAACAGCUGAUAUUUUGUCUUCCAAAUCAGAUACAACCGUCUGGCCGUUCAGAAAUAUAGCACAACUGAACUGAGUUUUAGACCCUGAGCUUUAUGCAUGUCUUUUUAAACUUAAUUUUAAUUUUUAAUGUAAAAUAUUUUAUUUCACCUGAAUGCCACCUUUGUGACUGAGCCUAACAUAUUUAAAAUUUAGCUAAUUGUCUAAAAGCUACAGCAUCUACUCAUUUUUAUUCCAUAUAAAUAUUAAUCUCAUAAGGAUUAGUAAAUUAAGUUGAUUUGAGGUAGCCUAUUGACUAGAAAAUCGAUUUUUCUAAUUAGAAAUGUUUAAAAAUGUUUAAAAUGUAAUAAUCUUAAAACUAUGGCAGAUCUUAAUAUAGUCGGCGUUGCAUAAUCGGGAUACUGAUAAUCAUGAUUUCUGCUUAAAUGAGAUACAACUCUGGGGGGCGGUUCUUCCCAAUUUUAUUUAUGUCGUUUAAUUGGGAUGUAGUAUUUUCAAAUGAACGGAGCUCAUUUUUCAGAGCAAGAGUGGUUCGCAUAGAACAGGGCAGCAAGUAUGUGGUUAAACCAGCUUGAACUCUUGAAGGAGCUGGAGUCUUGGUGGUUUCUCAGGCUGCUGUUGCAAAGAACUUGGCGUGUCAACAUCACAGGUGGCCUUGCCUUGUGAUAAGAUAUGUCAUUCUUUUUAAUGCCACAUAGAAAUAAACAGCAAUUCAUUUUGUUUAGGAAUAAAAAUCUGUAUUUAACAUUGAAUUGUAAUGUGAUGUGAUUUAAUUAUUUUUCUAAGUGUGACUGAGGUUGUCUCAAAUGCCUCUUGUUUAAUUGGGACAGCCAAGGUGUCCUGAUAAAGUGGCGCCAACUGUACCAACGCCCCCCAACAAUCAUAAACUGACUCGUUGUAAUACUUCUUUCCACCAAAUUUUAGUUUUUUUUUUCUUUUUUAAUUAUGAGGGCAGUAAUAAUGAGAUCUACUGAUGUCUGAAUAAUUAAAUGUACCUUAACGUUUUACUUGUUUCAGUUAUAAUACUCCAGGCAUGCAGUUUAGUAUAUUAUUUACACAUCUGUAAACUCUUAAGCAAUAUACAGUAUAUGAUGCUUUUUCAAUUGUAGUGUGUGUG